AUGAAUGAAGUCACAAAUUCAUCUACAUCUUCUUCUUAUUCAUCAUCAAUAAAGCUGUAUUAUCCAGAUUCUUUGUCUUAUGAAGGUCGAAUUAAUCAAUUGGGUGGCAUAUUUAUCAAUGGACGUCCAUUGCCAAAUCAUCUUCGUAUGACAAUUAUUGAUAUGGCUGCUCAAGGUAUUCGACCGUGUGUUAUUAGUCGACAGUUACGUGUUUCACAUGGAUGUGUAUCAAAAAUUUUAUCACGUUAUGCUGAAACAGGUUCUAUUGAACCCGGUUCAAUUACUAAUAGUUCAAAAUCCAAAAAUAUUCCAACUGAUAUUCAACAAAAAAUCAAUGAAUAUAAAAAUCAAUAUCCAAAUAGUCCAACAUUUAUUUUAGAAAUACGUGAACGUUUAGUUCGUGAUGGUAUUUGUAAACCAACAGCAUUACCAAGUUUAAAUACAUUAACAAAAUUAUUGAAUGAUGAUAAUCAUGAUGAAGAAUCAAAUGAUGAAAAAAAACCACAUAUAAAUAAAACAAUAAAAAAUCGUCGAUAUCGAAGUAGUUUUGAUCAAGAUCAAAUUGAAAAACUGGAGCAAGUUUUUCAAGAAACACAUUAUCCUGAUGUUCAAAAAAGAGAAAAAUUAUCAAAACGUACAGGAUUAACUGAAGCACGUGUUCAGGUAUGGUUUUCAAAUCGUCGUGCUCGUUGGCGAAAAAUAACUUCUGCUCAACAACAACAACAUCAACAAAUACCAGCUAGUACUAAUUCAUUAGUAUUUCCUAAUGGAUCUAUGGAAACAAGUAGUGUGACUAUUCCAGAACCAGUCACAUCAUCGUCUUGCUUUUAUUUUACUCCGUACUGUUUACCUAAUAUUGAAAAAUCGUCAUCAACAACAGAUUCAAUAUUUCGUCCAUUCAAUGAAUAUACGAGUAGUACGAAUACAAAUAAUUCUACUAAUUUAUUUCUGAACCAACAAUCACCAUUUUAUGCCCGGUAUAAUAAUGAUUACGAACAAAUCUAUCGACCAACAGUAACAUUUCCAUAUACAUCGUCAAAUGUAUCUGGAUCAAUUUUUUCAUCAUCAACUUCAACUGCAUCAUCAUCGUUUUAUACACCAAAUAUAUUUGAUGUUCAUAAUGUUUAUCUAUAA
This is a messenger RNA of Rotaria sp. Silwood1, 1134 nucleotides long. The record is from the annotation of a GenBank genome assembly. NCBI's taxonomy places the organism in Eukaryota, Metazoa, Rotifera, Eurotatoria, Philodinida, Philodinidae.